This is a messenger RNA of Penicillium verhagenii, 927 nucleotides long. Its product is annotated as DUF3425 domain-containing protein. The transcript is spliced from 2 exons. Bases 1 to 927 code for a protein of 308 amino acids. The record is from RefSeq and is a predicted model, not a curated record. NCBI's taxonomy places the organism in Eukaryota, Fungi, Ascomycota, Eurotiomycetes, Eurotiales, Aspergillaceae.
AUGAAUCGAUCAGGAGAGGGACCAUCUGAAAAGCGGAUCGCUCUAAGGUCCUUCUCGCUGCGUGUCAAUGCAUGGCCAGACGAGGAUUGGUCGGGUAUCACCGAUCCAAAAACACGCCGCAGGCUUCAAAAUCGCUUGAACCAAAGGGCUCGACGCCUACAAAAUAAAAAACCAUCAAAUCCUUCGAGAGACAGAUGGACAAACGAUAGCGAUGGUUCUUUUUCCGAUGAACAGCACAAGCCCGCUGCAUAUACUAUUAUUCCACGAGAUAUUCACCAAAAACUGGAACGGCCUGCCGCUUUUGACUUCGCCUCUCUAGUGGCCAUUGAAGAUGUGUGCAUACUGGAAUCGCAUUCUCCGGCAAUGAAAUCCAGAAUGGCCCAAUUAGAAAGAACAGCCUUUCAACACUACAUAAUGGGCUCUCCGCGAACCGAUCUAUUACUUCACCUGAUUCAACUGAAUUUCACCAGAGCGCUGAUAGAAAACACGAAAAUACUGGGUCUCAAACCCCAUCAGCUCCACGACGAUGCAAUCUCACCAUUCAACACUGCUGGCCCAUGGCAAGAAGAGUCUAUCUAUACCCUUCCAAUACACCUCAAGCCUACUGUGAUCCAGCGUUCUAUUCCACAUCACCCCUGGUUGGACCUACUUCCUGUUCCUCAAAUGAGAGAUAAUUUGAUCCUUGCUGGAGAAUUUGAGGGAGAGAUACAGCUGUGUCUUGAUAUGAAGGGUAGUGGGAACACGCGAUCGGGGAGAAGUGGAAUAAUUGUUUGGAGUGACCCUUGGGAUCCCACAGGGUGGGAAGUUACUGAACCCUUUGCUCGUUCUUGGGGUUGGGUGAUAAGAAAUUGUUAUGAUUUGGCCCAUUCUACGAACCAGUGGCGGGCGAAGCGCAGUGAAAGACCGCUUUUCCGUAUGACUGUAUAG